Messenger RNA from Heteronotia binoei (common prickly gecko), 3263 nucleotides. RefSeq names its product BUB1 mitotic checkpoint serine/threonine kinase (gene BUB1). The record is from RefSeq and is a predicted model, not a curated record. Gene Ontology annotation, molecular function: ATP binding; protein kinase activity. The coding region runs from base 120 to 3107 and encodes 995 amino acids. Lineage: Eukaryota; Metazoa; Chordata; Lepidosauria; Squamata; Gekkonidae. Gene Ontology annotation, biological process: protein phosphorylation; mitotic spindle assembly checkpoint signaling; meiotic sister chromatid cohesion, centromeric. The transcript is spliced from 23 exons.
GCUACCCAGUCCCCAAGAAGCCAGGAUGCUCACGCAACUGCGCGGGACGAUUUGAAUUCUAAAGCAUUUCGCCCGUUGCGGAGGGGACGGCGGCUGAUGUUGCUUCUGCUGAGGCUGCCAUGGACUUCUCCGCACGCGCGCAAUUAUUUGAAGCUGACAUACAGAGCUACAAUGGAGAUGAUCCACUUGAUCCUUGGGACAGAUACUGUCAAUGGGUAGAAGGGAUUUCAAAAGAAGAAGGAAGACAAAACAACCUAUCAAGUUUGUUAGAGCGGCUUAUGAAGGUCUUUUUGAGUGACAAGAGGUACCAACAUGAUAGCAGAUUCAUCAGCUACUGCUUGAAAUUUGCCACAUUAAUUGAUGACCCAAGUCAAUUUUUUGACUAUAUGUACAGCCAAGGAAUUGGUACCAAGUCAUCCUAUCUGUAUGUUGCAUGGGCUCAGCAACUUGGCAUGCAAGGAAAUGUGUCACAUGCAAACACUGUCAUUGAGAAGGGGAUUCACAAUGGAGCACAACCUGCUGAAAAGCUACAUCAGCUUUAUGGGUUGUUACAGAGUUGCUUAGCCCAGAAUCAGAUUUCAAGUCAAGUUGGAGUCUUGGUGCCACAUAAUUCCCAACAGUUCAAUCAGAUGACUUCUAAAGAUGACCUAGCCAGUGUUCACAAAAAACCUGAGGACAUGAAUCCAGCAAAUUCUGAAUUGUGUCCUGUUUAUGGCGGAUUGGAAAAAAUGGAACAGCCUCAGUAUAUAACCUCCAUUUCAAAAUCUGAAGUCUUACCAACAUCAUCGUCCAGUGCGACCCAUGAGCAGAAAGUUAUGUAUGACAAGAAUCUUCUUUAUUGUGAAGGCUCCGAAUUGUGCUUUGAAGAAGUUAGAGCCAAAAUAUACUUGAAAAGGGCUGAACGUCUGAGAAGGCACAAAGAAUGGGAGGAUGAAGACAAAGAAUUCAUGAAAAAGAAGGAGAAUGAUCUUCUUGAGCUGCAGACGUUGCAACAGAAACUGUUUCUUCUCUCUCAGACAUCAUCCUUAUCCCAGAACACUUUGCAAGGGCCAUCCACUCACCAGUCCUUGCUAAGCACCACAGUGGGUUGCCCAGGUGCAGCUCCAGGUCUGCCAGAGUGGGCUGCACCUUCCCCAGCUGGAUGUCUACAGCAUUCUUUGACCCUGGGGUCAGGGCAUUGGAGUUCAUCAAGGCCUUUCAGCACAGCCACAGAGAUUUCAGGAGCUGUGGCUUCAGCUCCGCAGCCUACUGAAAACUUCCAGAAACGGCAGGGGUCUAUGUCAGUCACCAUGGCUGAAAAGGAUUCUUCCAAAUCCAAGAUCGAUCUUGAGGAAUGUGAGAGAAGACUGCAUAGACUUCAGGUCGAUACAGAAGAUGUUGUGCAACCUCCUCAGAAACGUUCUGCCAUUUCCCAUGACUACCGCCAUGUUGAGCAGCAACUGAAUGCUUCUGAACAGAAGCUGCCGUGUUCUGUGGAAAUGGGAAAUGUAUCAGGUAGCCGAAACGCUUCUAUUUUACUUAGUAAUCAACAAGCCACCCCAAAUACAUCAGCAACGAUGCAAACUGCUCCAUUAGUACAGCCAUCUCCUACUGUUCACACUAAAGAAGCCUUGGGUUUCAUUAUGGAUGAGUUUCACGCACCUUCAUCUAAAGAUUCCACUAUGGUUUCUGAAACAGAGGAGGAUGAAUUUGAAUCCUAUUGUAGAAGUCAAGGGACAUGCAAGAUUGAGAGUCUGCCACCCCCUGCUCCUGCUGCAGGGCCCACUUUCACAGUCUUUGAAGAUGAGAAUGCAGAGGUCCUCCAGCCACCCCCAAAGCCAACAGAAGUCAAGGUCUUAAGAGAACGUCUCACAGAAUGUGCCACCAAACCAGGAGAAGGAAGUCCACCAACAGAGUGCCUGACUGGUGACUGUACUGUGUGGGCUAACCACUGCAACAAAACCCUGGCUCCCAAUCCUAAUGAUACAAGAGACUUCGUUUGUGCUGCAAGAUAUGCCUCCACACCAUUCAACUCUGUUCCAGUACAUGCCUGCCAAGUGACAUGGAACAAAGUAAUUGAAAAUCCUUGGGAUGACGGCCUAAUCCGCCAGCUUCUGUCUGAGGUGCCUAAGCCAAUAAGUGCUUACUCGAAUACUUUUGAAUGGGAACCAAACCUUCCAGUUCUGAAGCUUAAGGGUCAACUCAGAUUGGGAUCCACAUCCUUCCACAUUGACUGUUUACUUGGAGAAGGAGCUUUUGCGCAUGUGUAUCAAGCCUCUAUCCUUGAUAUGGCCAACACAAGAAAUAAUCAGAAAGUAAUAUUGAAAGUACAGAAGCCUGCAAGCCCCUGGGAAUUCUACAUAGCAACUCAACUGACAGAAAGGCUUAAGCCAAGCCUGCGUCAUCUUUUCAUCCAGUUCUAUUCAGCUCAUUUCUUCCGAAAUGGAAGUAUUUUAGUUGGAGAACUUUACAGUUAUGGAACUUUGCUGAACACCAUAAAUAUAUAUCGAAAGCUCCCAGAGAAAGUGAUGCCUCAAGCACUGGUCAUCUACUUUACCAUAAAAAUUCUCCAUAUGGUCGAAGAGCUUCACAAAUGUGGAAUAAUUCAUGGUGACAUUAAACCUGACAACUUUAUUUUUGGUGAAAUGUUUUUGGAUGAUGACACCUGUGAUGUUGACAGCGUGUCUCACGGCUUGGCAGUCAUUGACUUUGGCCAAAGUAUAGACAUGAACCUGUUUCCUGAAGGAACUGUAUUCACAGGGAAGUGUGAAACGUCUGGAUUUCAGUGUAUUGAAAUGUUGAUGUGCAAGCCAUGGAAUUACCAGACUGAUUAUUUUGGAAUAGCUGGAACGGUGUACUGCCUACUAUUUGGAACGUACAUGAAAGUCAGAAAUGAGGAAGGCAUAUGGAAGCCCGAGGGUGUCUUCAGGAGGAUUCCACAUGCAGAAGUUUGGAGUGACUUCUUCCAGACUUUGCUGAAUGUACCAGACUGCAACCAUCUGCCUUCUUUGAGAGCUUUACGGACAAGACUAAAAGAUUUAUUUCUGACUACUUAUACUAACAAAGUAAAGACGCUCCGUAACAGGCUUGCAGUGUUGCUUGUGGAAAAUAAACGUUCCCGUAAAUAAACUCAGAUAACCCACAGGCCUUCAUCGAGAAAUAAAGUCCUGUACAUUUCUUGUGAAGAGGUUUUAUCAAAGCUACAGCUCAGAUAAUAUCUGAUAAAUUGUAUAUAGUACUUAAGAUAAAUGAUAGCUAAUCUUUAAUAAAAACAACCUUCUGAA